Molecule: messenger RNA, 1260 nt
Organism: Lodderomyces pseudojiufengensis
Lineage: Eukaryota; Fungi; Ascomycota; Pichiomycetes; Serinales; Debaryomycetaceae
Gene: IDP1
Product: isocitrate dehydrogenase (NADP(+))
Exons: 1
Coding region: 1-1260 (419 amino acids)
Biological process (GO): isocitrate metabolic process
Cellular component (GO): mitochondrion
Molecular function (GO): NAD binding; magnesium ion binding; isocitrate dehydrogenase (NADP+) activity
Source: RefSeq, a predicted model, not a curated record
AUGUUACUGAAUCAUCUUCGUGCAUUUUCUACUUCAUCAAAAUUGUCAAAUAAAAUAAAAGUCAAAAAUCCAAUUGUUGAAUUAGAUGGGGAUGAAAUGACUAGAAUUAUAUGGGCUAAAAUUAAAGAUGAAUUAAUUCAUCCUUAUUUAGAUGUAGAUUUAAAAUAUUAUGAUUUAGGAAUUGAAUCAAGAGAUGCUACUGAUGAUCAAAUUACAAUAGAUGCUGCUCAUGCCAUUCAAAAAUAUGGAGUUGGUGUGAAAUGUGCAACUAUUACUCCAGAUGAAGCAAGAGUUAAAGAAUUUAAUUUAAAAAAGAUGUGGUUAUCACCAAAUGGUACUAUUAGAAAUAUUUUAGGUGGUACUGUUUUCAGAGAAAGUAUUAUUAUCCCAUGUAUUCCAAGAUUAGUUCAAGGUUGGAAAGAACCUAUUGUAAUAGGUAGACAUGCAUUUGGGGAUCAAUAUAAAGCUAAAGAUUUAGUGAUUAAAGAACCUGGUAAAUUAGAAUUAAGAUUUACUCCAGAAAAUGGUGGAGAACCAGAAACUUACUCAGUAUAUGAUUAUAAAGGUCCAGGUGUUGGAUUAGCCAUGUAUAAUACUGAUGAAUCAAUCACUGGUUUUGCUCAUGCUUCAUUUAAAAUGGCAUUAGCCAAAAAUUUACCAUUAUAUAUGUCUACUAAAAACACAAUUUUGAAAAAAUAUGAUGGUAGAUUCAAAGACAUUUUUCAAGAAAUAUAUGAAUCAGACUAUAAACAACAAUUUGAAAAACAAGGUUUAUGGUAUGAACAUAGAUUAAUUGAUGAUAUGGUUGCUCAAAUGAUCAAAUCAAAAGGUGGGUUUGUCAUGGCUUUAAAGAAUUAUGAUGGAGACGUUCAAUCGGAUAUUGUCGCUCAAGGAUUUGGUUCAUUAGGUUUAAUGACCUCAGCAUUAAUGACCCCAGAUGGAUCAGCUUAUGAAUCGGAAGCUGCUCAUGGAACGGUUACAAGACAUUAUAGACAACAUCAACAAGGUAAAGAAACAUCUACAAAUUCAAUAGCCUCUAUUUUUGCGUGGUCAAGAGGUAUUGCUCAAAGAGGUAAAUUAGAUAAUACUCCAGAAGUUGUUGAAUUUGCCAACAAAUUAGAGAAAGCUACUAUUGAUACAGUUCAAGAAGAUAGAAUAAUGACAAAGGAUUUAGCUUUAGCAAUGGGCAAAACUGAUAGAUCAAGUUAUGUUACCACUACCGAAUUUUUAGAUGCUGUUGCCAACAGAUUAAAACAGUAG